This is a messenger RNA of Talaromyces atroroseus, 1266 nucleotides long. RefSeq lists its product as hypothetical. The coding region runs from base 1 to 1266 and encodes 421 amino acids. Lineage: Eukaryota; Fungi; Ascomycota; Eurotiomycetes; Eurotiales; Trichocomaceae. The record is from RefSeq and is a predicted model, not a curated record. The transcript is spliced from 7 exons.
AUGAAGGCUGCCUUAUCCGUGCUGGUCCCUCUGGUUCUGGCAACGUUAUGUGGUGCCAGUUUGCUUGAUCAGUUGCCGAGUUGCGCGGUCAAUUGUUUUGAAAGCUCUUUUCCAGUCUCCCGCUGUUCCUCGCAAGACAUAAGCUGUCUAUGUGCAGACACUGGAUUCCAAGAUGCGGUACAGCUUUAUAACCAUCUGAAGCUGACGUUCUUAACGCCCAUAGCAACCACCAAUGCCACGUAUUCGGCCUGUGGACUGCCGACUCAUGAUAUUGAACCUGUCAUGAUUGGUAUUCCAGCCACGUUUGGAAGUCUUGCAAUCAUAUUUGUCCUACUUCGUGUUUAUGCGCGAUUGUACGUCAACAAGUUCUUUGCAUGGGAUGACAAGUUCAUCGUUGCUGCUCUGGUCAGGAAUGGGCAAGGAUAUUUGGACAAUUCCAUUCGGAGAUUUGACGCAAACACUAAAGCGUCUUUGCUUACCACCUUGUCCCAACUGCCUACACAGGAACUUUACUUUGCCGAAGUAUUUUACAUGGUCUCGGAAAUGUUCACUCAGCUUUCCAUCUUAUUCUUCUACCUUCGAGUUUUCGAUUCAACAACAUUCCGCCGGUCAGCCAUUGGCCUCUGUGUGUUCGCAAUCUGUUUCGGUAUCUCCAACACGUUCACAAUGAUUUUCCAAUGCACAUCGAUAUCCUUCUUCUGGAAUGGAUGGACAGGCGAACAUGCUGGAAAGUGCAUCAACAUCAACCUGUUUUCGUGGAUCCGCGCGGCCAUUGAAAUCAUCAUUGAUUUGACCAUUAUUUCGCUUCCCAUUCCCUUCUUGUUGCGGUUAAAACUCAACUGGCUCAAGAAGCUGCAGAUCUUGGCCAUGUUUUCGAUAGGAUUUUUAAUUACUCUUGUCAGCAUUCUCCGACUCGAAUCUCUUGUCCGAUUCUCCAAGUCCACUAAUACAACUUAUGACAAUGCCCCAGCAAUCUACUGGUCUGUCUUGGAAUGCGACAUAGCUAUUCUCUGCGCCUGCAUGCCAGCCCUUCGUAUCGUUCUCGGUGCGGUCCUUCCCAAGUACUUCGGUAGCAACUUCAAUUCGACUUCAGGAGGAUCACGUAGAAGCGGAAGAAAUGAUCAGCAACUUUCACCCAAAGCCGAUCCUGAAGCCGACCCUAUUAACAAGACAAUCGCUACAUGGACUGCCGGUCCGGCCGACCACAGCCGUACACCAAGCCCAGUGGAGAUGAACCACUUUGAACAAGAUGAAGAUAAGGCUUGA